UAGAAAAAGCAAAGAGAGAAGAAGACAACAAACAAGUGAGCACAAAAGCUUCCUCUUUUUCUCUCUCACUCCUCUUCAAUGUCUCUCUCUCUCUCUAGAAGAAGUUGCCCUUUCCUGGUGGUGCCUAUCCUCUGCCUUUACUAGUCGUCUCUCUCUAGUCUUUUGCUUAUUCAAGAUGGAGAUUUCAUCGCCUGCGUAAAAUCGUUUAUAGUUAACUCUUCUUCUCAUCCCAGAGAUCUUUCUCCGAAGAUCUAAGAUCUAGUGUUUUUGAAGUGGAGUAGUAGUAGUAGCUGAAACACUUAAUCUCUUGUGUUCUGGAGCAAGCAUGAUGCAGAGACCACCUCCUGAAGAUUUCUCCUUGAAGGAGACGAGACCACAUCUCGGCGGUGGGAAAGUAACUGGGGACAAGCUCACCAGCACUUAUGACCUCGUUGAGCAGAUGCAGUAUCUCUACGUCCGCGUGGUCAAAGCCAAGGAGUUACCCGGUAAAGACUUAACCGGUAGCUGCGACCCUUACGUGGAGGUUAAGCUAGGAAACUACAAAGGAACCACGCGGCAUUUCGAGAAGAAGUCAAACCCUGAGUGGAACCAAGUCUUCGCUUUCUCCAAAGACAGGAUCCAAGCUUCUUUCCUUGAAGCUACUGUUAAAGACAAGGACGUUGUGAAAGACGAUUUGAUUGGUCGGGUGGUGUUUGAUCUGAACGAGGUGCCUAAGAGAGUUCCUCCCGACAGUCCCUUGGCGCCUCAGUGGUACAGGCUUGAAGACAGGAAAGGAGAGAAAGUCAAGGGAGAGCUGAUGCUUGCUGUUUGGUUCGGUACACAAGCUGAUGAAGCUUUCCCUGAAGCUUGGCAUUCAGACGCUGCGACGGUUAGUGGAACCGACGCUCUUGCCAACAUCCGCUCCAAGGUUUACCUCUCUCCCAAACUUUGGUACCUAAGGGUUAACGUAAUCGAAGCUCAAGAUCUGAUACCGAGUGACAAAGGGAGAUACCCUGAGGUUUACGUCAAAGCUAUAGUGGGGAACCAAGCGCAGAGGACGAGAGUGUCACAAAGCAGGACUAUUAACCCCAUGUGGAAUGAAGACUUGAUGUUUGUAGCAGCUGAGCCCUUCGAGGAGCCUUUGAUUUUAAGUGUUGAAGACAGAGUUGCUCCGAACAAAGACGAAGUCUUGGGGAGAUGCGCGAUCCCGUUGCAGUAUCUAGACAGGAGGUUUGACCACAGGCCUGUGAACACCAAGUGGUAUAACCUCGAGAAGCAUAUCAUGGUCGAUGGAGAGAAGAAAGAGAUCAAGUUCGCUAGCAAGAUUCACAUGAGGAUAUGUUUGGAAGGAGGAUACCACGUUCUUGAUGAGUCUACGCAUUACAGCAGUGAUCUUAGACCGACGGCUAAGCAGCUCUGGAAGCCUAACAUCGGUGUGUUGGAGCUGGGGAUACUUAACGCGACUGGUCUGAUGCCUAUGAAGGCUAAAGACGGUCGUGGAACUACAGAUGCGUACUGUGUGGCGAAGUAUGGACAGAAGUGGAUUCGAACAAGGACUAUCAUCGACAGCUUUACACCGAGGUGGAAUGAGCAAUACACUUGGGAGGUUUUUGAUCCGUGCACAGUUGUUACCGUUGGGGUCUUUGAUAACUGCCAUCUCCAUGGAGGUGAGAAGAACGGUGGAGGAAAGGAUUCAAGAGUUGGUAAGGUGAGAAUCCGGCUCUCUACUCUGGAAACUGAUCGUGUCUACACGCACUCAUACCCUCUCUUGGUGCUUCAUCCUAACGGAGUCAAGAAGAUGGGAGAGAUCCACUUAGCUGUGAGGUUCACUUGCUCUUCAUUACUCAACAUGAUGCAUAUGUACUCACUCCCUCUCUUACCUAAGAUGCAUUACAUCCAUCCAUUGACGGUUAGCCAGCUUGAUAACCUGAGGCACCAAGCGACUCAGAUUGUGUCAAUGAGGCUUACAAGAGCAGAGCCGCCUCUAAGGAAAGAAGUGGUUGAGUACAUGCUUGAUGUUGGCUCUCACAUGUGGAGCAUGAGGAGAAGCAAAGCGAACUUCUUCAGGAUCAUGGGGGUGUUGAGCGGGUUGAUAGCAGUGGGGAAGUGGUUUGAACAGAUCUGCAACUGGAAGAAUCCAAUCACAACGGUGUUGAUCCAUCUCCUGUUCAUCAUCCUUGUCCUCUACCCUGAGCUCAUCUUGCCGACCAUCUUCCUCUACCUCUUCCUUAUCGGUGUUUGGUACUACCGUUGGAGACCGAGGCAUCCUCCGCACAUGGACACGCGUCUCUCUCACGCUGACUCAGCUCACCCUGACGAGCUGGACGAAGAGUUUGAUACUUUCCCUACUUCGAGACCCUCUGAUAUUGUCAGGAUGAGGUAUGAUAGGCUGAGGAGUAUCGCUGGGAGGAUUCAGACUGUGGUUGGUGAUCUUGCAACUCAAGGAGAAAGGCUUCAGUCUCUGCUGAGCUGGCGUGAUCCGCGUGCAACUGCGCUGUUUGUUCUGUUCUGUUUGAUUGCUGCAGUUGUUCUCUAUGUGACUCCGUUUCAGGUUGUGGCUCUUUUGGUUGGGAUCUAUGUGCUGAGACAUCCAAGGUUUAGGUACAGGCUACCGUCAGUUCCUCUCAAUUUCUUCAGGAGGCUUCCUGCAAGAACUGAUUGCAUGCUCUGAUGAGCUCAAAGAUAAACUGCCACCUCUCUCUCUCUCUCUCUCUCCCUUGGAUCUUCCUUCUCAUCUUGAAGAAACUUCCUCUAGAAUUGUUAAUUUGUUUUUUGUUGAAGUGUCAUGAAUCUUUAUCUUGGUGGUUAUUAUCAUGUUUCAUUUCGUUUAUAACAUUAUCAAGACUUUUGUUUGAUUGUAGUAAAUCAAUAUCUGUGUGAUUUUGAUGUUC
This is a messenger RNA of Brassica rapa (field mustard), 2870 nucleotides long. RefSeq names its product FT-interacting protein 3. Lineage: Eukaryota; Viridiplantae; Streptophyta; Magnoliopsida; Brassicales; Brassicaceae. The record is from RefSeq and is a predicted model, not a curated record.